CAUUUCAUGCCAUGUUUUAUAUUAAUCAACUUCAUUUAUAUGUAAAAUUAUAAUAUGAAAUAAAAUAUUAUAAUUUUACAUAUAAAAAAGUUUUCAUUACAAUUAAAAUAAGACUUGACCCGAAGGUCUUGAUAACCAGGUCAUUAAAUACUUUAAAAAAAAUAUAUUUGUUUUGUAUCAUGUUUGACGUUUGUAUCAUAGAAUAAACACUUAUUAAUUGUGUUCUAAACAGUUAAAUAAUAAAAUAAAAAUAAUAUACUUUCAAAACAGUAAAUACACAUUACAUGGACAAUUAAACAACUAUAAAUAGUUAUGUAAUCUCGAAACUCCAUUUCCAAAACAUAACCUCAAAAUGAGCUCGAUACAAGAGCGUCUUCAGCUCAAAAGAGUUCCUCUGGACACUUGGAAUAUACGUGAACAGCUAUGCCUGGCCUCCGCCGUGGUCAGAAGCGGGGAUCAGAACUGGAUGUCGGUUUCCCGCGCUCUAAAGACCCUUGGCGAGCCAAACAGGCCUCCGGACUGGUAUUCCCAAAAAAGCUGUGCUGCACAAUAUGGAACGCUAUUAGAACAUGUGGAAACGCCGAAACGAAAAAAGAGAAACUCUGACGGUGGCGUGGAAACUCCACAGGAGAGUAUAUUGAAACGUUUAACCCAAGAUCGGAUAGCCGAGAUCCAGAAGAAUAUUGCUGAAAUGAGUCAACAACAUGAAGUAAUGAAGGAUGAAUUAUCGGAGAUCCGUAAUCCUUCAACGUCUGAUGAGCGUCUGCUUGAGCUCUGGGCCAACAUGGAGUCCGCGAAACGGGCUAAAGAAAGAGAAGCAGCGAAGAAGGUAGCUUGGCUCAAAGAAAGAGAGGAAAGGCGGGUCAGAGCCGAGAGGAACUGGCGUCCACAAUCGACUCCGUCUUCACCAGCACACGACAACACACCGACUCCAGUGCCCCCAGCCUCCCCGCUCCUGACGUCACUGCUGAAGUCGUCUCCGGUUGUAACAACACCACAGCACAUCUCGCAUCCAGCCAAUCUUGUCGAAACGGUCUCGCCAUCAGUCACGGCUCCUACUCUGUCGAUGCUGCUGGAGAAGUCCUUGUCCUCGUCCUCCUGCAACCAGCACGAGAGCAAGCACGCGGCCAUCGAGCACAUCAAGAGUCAGCUGCAACAGAUCGAGCACCAGCUGAAGGCGAACACGAGCGCGCCGGUGUUGCCAGCCCCCGCCCCCGCCCCCACCCUCGCCCCCGCAGUGGACAUCGACGACAUCGAGAUCAAGGCUGAAGACGUUUACGCCUUCAGGGACGUGGACAUACACAUACCGCCCGUCGCCUUGCAAAAAGGCGGCGCGGGGGGCAGCAAACAAGAAAAACCAGCUCCCAAAAAGGAUGAAGAGGCUGUCGAAGCUGACGGGGCCGCGGAGGAUUCCUCUGAACCAAUGGAGGAGAGUAUCAAGGAGGAACCGACGUCCGUGGAGGCUAGCGAAGAGGCUGUGAUAGAAGAUACGGAGGUGGCUGACGCGACGUUGCCGCCGCAGGAACCGCCGGAAGAGGCUCCGGAAGCGGAGGGGGCCGCCCCCCCGCCCGACCCCCCAGCAGAGACGGAGGUCAAGGUCAGCUUCCCGGAAGUGAAAUUCCCGACGACCGAAAUAAAAGUCAUUCAACCCGAAGUUGAAAAGAUAAAAGAGGAGAUCAAGGAAAUAGAAUCGACACCCCCUCAACCGGACGUGGAGGAAGAGGAGGUGGUCACGCCGAAAGAUGAACCAGCCCCUCCGGUCGAGGAGGAGCCUCUACCCGCGGAAGAGAGUGACGCACUUGACCCCGAACCACCUCCGGUCCCUGUAGAAGAGAAACCAGAGCCGUCCGCGAGCGAAACGGAAGUUGUAACCCCUGAAGCACUUCCUCAAGAUGAGUCGGUUGAAGAACCGCCUCCCGCGCAACAGCCGGAGGACGUCGAGGAGGAGUGUCUGAGGGUGCUGCCCGAAGAUAUACCCUUGCCACCGGAGCCGGAACCGGAUGCGAAGGAGCCCGACGCACCAGAAGCGGCUGAGAACCCAGUUUCAGCGCCACCAGAGGAGACUCCGGUCGAGGAGCCACCGCCCGAAGCGAAGCCGGAAGCCGAAGAGGAAACACCACUGGUGGAAGUCAAGACGGAGCCGGAAGUGGCGAACGAAUCGGCCGCACCGGAACCGGAAGCGGCCAUCGAGAAGACAGAGGACGGACUGAAGAGAGACGAAGAUGCCGAGGAUUCAAUACCGCUGAACCAGAUGCUCAUCCAGGCGGUCGCGAAGCGGGAGCCGCCGCCCCCCGAGGAGACGCACGCCGAGACAGACGACGACACCCCCAUGGAGUUGAGCAGAGAAGAGGAGAAGGACGGAAAGAAAAAGAGAGACUAUUCUAGAAAGAAGAAAUCCGAUUCUCGAACCUGCUCAGGGUCGGAGAGCGCUGCGGAGACCAGCGCCCCGGACUCGCCCAGCGGCAACGACGCCGAGAGACAGCACCGCCUGUGGAGGAAGUCCGUCAUGCUGGUCUACAGCAGAUUGUGCGCCCAUAAAUACGCUUCGUUGUUCCUCCGUCCGAUCAGCGACGAGGAGGCGCCCGGGUACAGCGUCGUCGUGAAGCGGCCCAUGGACCUCACCACGAUCCGCAGGAACAUCGACAACGGAAACAUCAGGACGACGGCCGAGUUCCAGCGCGACGUGCUCCUGAUGCUGUCCAAUGCCCUCAUCUACAACAGCACGGAGCACAGUGUCCACUCGAUGGCGAAGGAGAUGCACGAGGAGGCUCAGUGUCAGCUGGGCAUGCUGGUGGCUGCGCAGGCGCACGCCGGACUGUGCGCCGCCCCCCCGCUGCGGAGGAAGAGGAGGCGCCACCACUCCCCCCUGCACCACCCCGCGCACUACACGCGCCCGCACUGAGAGGGGACCACGUCAACACGAGCGCGCAAUGUAACGCAAAAUCGGUCACUAAAGCGACUAGUGUCAGAGCUUAAUAAAUACAUAUUUAAUUAUUACUAGCGGUCCCGCAGUAGUAGAAAUUCGACUAUAAUGAAUUGAAAUUUUAUGUUGAAACAUUAUUAUGGUUCUAUUGUCAAACACUGUUAUACUUUUAAUCACAGAUGUCGCCAAAACUACACUAUAGAUAAAUAAUAUUAGUCUAUUCUCAAUUUGACCACAGACUUUAAACAAUAAACAAAAGUUUGACAAUUGACAAUAAAGAGUAUAUUUAUAUGUAUGUGUUGUGUCAAAUACAUGGUAGUGUGUGUAAUGUUUUGUUUUUAUCGAUUUAAUGUAUUUUUUAUGCAUAAUUAACAAAAAUAUUAAACAUUCUGUACUCAUUCCAUAUAUUCUCUAUAAGUGUGGGAAAUUUCACACUCCUCCGUCGGGCAAUUUUCUUAAAAAGGGAUACAAAGUUUUUGCUUCACAUAUUAAUUUAAAAAUUAAUCUUAGUUCAGUCUCCGCGUACUAUAUUGUUGAAACUAUGUAAUUAAAUUCACAAUAAUAAUAAUAAUAUGUAUGAAGAAUAGUGAUUGUAAAAUGGAAUAUAGGGAACCCGAGCAAAUACCAGGCCCCGCCUAUUUCUGCCGCAAAACAGUAAUGCGUUACGGUCUGAAGGGCGGGACAGGCGUUAUAGAAUUAAGACAACAUCCUUUGGGCCUUAGCUCAAUUUAUCUGUUUAUUUAAUAAAAUCGAAAAGGAUAAGUAUAAAAUUAUUCACAGGAGGAUAAGCCUUCGUAAAUUUUUUUUUUUUAAAUAAAUGAAUGUUUAUCUAAUUGAGACUUUAUCCAUUUUUGUUUUCUUUUUAAAAAUAAAUGAAACCUUUACUUGUAAUAA
This is a messenger RNA of Bombyx mori (domestic silkworm), 3817 nucleotides long. RefSeq names its product bromodomain-containing protein 8. Lineage: Eukaryota; Metazoa; Arthropoda; Insecta; Lepidoptera; Bombycidae. The transcript is spliced from 18 exons. Gene Ontology annotation, molecular function: protein binding. The coding region runs from base 353 to 2902 and encodes 849 amino acids. Gene Ontology annotation, cellular component: NuA4 histone acetyltransferase complex. The record is from RefSeq and is a predicted model, not a curated record.